UUAUGAUUUCGCUUGAAGCUUAAACACAUUUUUUCGUAACACUAAGUCAAGAACCAACAAAAGAAAUGGAUCCGAAAGAGCUGCCGGCCAACAUAAAAGACGACAAGAUAAGCGAAGAAACCAAGAAGUUAAUCUCUUCGCUUCCUUCACACACAGAUUCCCAAGGGAAGAAGAUCUGUCAAUAUCAAGGAUGUUGGUAUUAUUACAACACCCUCCAAGACGUUCUUAAUUUCCAGAGAGGUUUUAAACAUAUAUAUUAUGAUUUCGCCUGAAGCUUAAACACAUCUUUUCGUAACACUAAGUCAAGAACCAACAAAAGAAAUGGAUCCGAAAGAGCUGCCGGCCAACAUAAAAGACGAAAAGAUAAGCGAAGAAACCAAGAAGUUAAUCUCUUCGCUUCCUUCACACACAGAUUCCCAAGGGAAGAUCUGUCAAUAUCAAGGAUGUUGGUAUUAUUACAACACCCUCCAAGGCGUUCUUAAUUUCCAGAGAGGUUUUCAACCGCAAGACACGGAUAUUAUCCUUGCUUCUUACCCAAAAUCAGGUACUACUUGGCUCAAGGCCCUCACUGUCGCCCUCCUUGAGAGAUCAAAAAGCCAUUCUUCUUAUGAUGAUCAUCCUCUACUAUAUGAUAAUCCUCAUGGCAUUGUACCAUUCUUGGAGACCGACCAGUGCUCAAGUUCUAACUUAGCCAAGUUCUCGGCAUCUCGGAGGCUGCUCUCGACACACAUGCCACUGCACGCGAUGCACGAAACUCUCAAGCACUCUUCUUGCAAGAUUGUGUACGUGUGCAGGGACGUGAAGGACACAUUGAUCUCGUGGUGGUUUUUCGGCUGUGCUGUUCAUAAAAUAGAACCAACCAGAAGCCUUCUCGAGUCUAUGUUAGAAAGAUUCUGCAACGGAACUAUCUUUUAUGGACCUUUUUGGGAACAUCUCUUGGGCUAUUGGAGAAGAAGCUUGGAAGACCCCAAGCAUGUCCUUUUCAUGAGGUAUGAGGAAAUGAAAGCAGAGCCUCAUGAACAGAUCAAGAGACUUGCCGACUUCUUGGGUUUUCCUUUUACUAAGCAAGAAGAAGAUAUUGGAGUUGUGGACAAGAUCUUGGACCUUUGCUCUCUACGUAAUCUGAGCAGUUUGGAGGUUAACAAAACGGGAAAAAGAAACAACUUGAAUAACAAGGAUUAUUUCCGUAAAGGGGAAGUCGGUGACUCGAAGAAUUAUCUUACGCCUGAAAUGGAGAAAAAGAUAGACAUGAUCAUCCAAGAAAAAUUGCAAGGCUCUGGUUUGAAAUUCUAGAGUUGUAUGGUUUGUGUUUCCUUUGAUGCAGAAUAAAAAGAGAGUAGCUCCCGGUUUAAUGUUCCUUAAUAAUUUGUUAACUUCAGUGCCAUCCCUUUUAAGAAAAAAUACUCUUUAUCCAGUGAAACACAAUGUUCUGUUGCUUUUAAUUAGUCCCUCAUUCAUGCUUAUUGUUAUGUCUUCUAUAAUUGGUAUGUUUUAAAUUUCCCUUUUAUGUGUUUUAAAAUUUGAACUAGAGUUUGACCCGCACACCCGUGCGGAUACGUUUUUUGAUUUAUAUAAUUUUUCAUUUUGUUUAUACAAUUAUUUUAAGAAAUUAUAACUUAGUUUUGUAA
Brassica napus (rape) is the source of this 1628-nucleotide messenger RNA. Its product is annotated as cytosolic sulfotransferase 1. NCBI's taxonomy places the organism in Eukaryota, Viridiplantae, Streptophyta, Magnoliopsida, Brassicales, Brassicaceae. The record is from RefSeq and is a predicted model, not a curated record. Gene Ontology annotation, molecular function: sulfotransferase activity. Gene Ontology annotation, cellular component: cytoplasm. Gene Ontology annotation, biological process: sulfation. Bases 322 to 1293 code for a protein of 323 amino acids. The transcript has a single exon.